Nelumbo nucifera (sacred lotus) is the source of this 3520-nucleotide messenger RNA. RefSeq names its product ubiquitin-activating enzyme 1 (gene UBA1). NCBI's taxonomy places the organism in Eukaryota, Viridiplantae, Streptophyta, Magnoliopsida, Proteales, Nelumbonaceae. Gene Ontology annotation, molecular function: SUMO activating enzyme activity. Gene Ontology annotation, cellular component: cytoplasm; SUMO activating enzyme complex. Gene Ontology annotation, biological process: protein sumoylation. The record is from RefSeq and is a predicted model, not a curated record.
UUGUUGAUCUUUUCAAUGGGAUGCGGCGGGCUUUUGAGCAGUUUAUUGCACUAUAUGCUUCCUAGAAAGAGAGCUGUUGGAGGAGAGGUAGUAGACGACGACAAUCACACCACGGAAACUUUGUUCAAGAAGCCUCGGAUCGAUUCCUUGAUCUCAUCGUCAGCUGCCACCGGUGCCGCAGCAGCCACGGACAACAACAGAAAUAACAACUACAGUAACGACAACAACAACAUCAACAACAACAGCAGCAACCACAGCGGCAGCGACAUCAUUAGACCGCCAACCAUGGCAUUGGAUGAUGGAAAUCCGCCGGACAUUGACGAGGAUCUGCACAGCCGUCAGCUUGCCGUUUAUGGCCGGGAGACGAUGAGGCGCCUCUUCGCUUCUAACAUUCUCAUCUCAGGGAUGCAAGGCCUCGGAGCUGAAAUCGCAAAGAACCUUAUUCUCGCUGGUGUGAAAUCUGUGACCUUGCACGAUGAAGGGGAAGUUGAGUUGUGGGACUUGUCCAGUAACUUCAUUUUUUCUGAGGAUGAUGUGGGGAAGAAUAGGGCUCUUGCUUCUGUCCAGAAACUGCAGGAACUGAACAAUGCCGUUGCGAUUUCUACUUUAACCACUCCAUUGACUAAGGAGCUACUUUCUAAUUUCCAGGCUGUGGUAUUUACUAAUAUUAGCUUGGAGAAAGCAAUUGAAUUUGAUGAUUACUGCCAUAAUCAUCAGCCCCCAAUCUCCUUUAUCAAGGCUGAAGUCCGAGGCCUUUUUGGUAGUGUGUUCUGUGAUUUCGGCCCUGAAUUUACUGUUUUUGAUGUUGAUGGGGAGGAACCACAUACGGGUAUAAUUGCAUCCAUCAGCAAUGACAACCCUGCACUUAUUUCAUGUGUUGAUGAUGAAAGGCUUGAGUUUCAGGAUGGGGAUCUGGUUGUUUUCUCCGAAGUCCAGGGCAUGACUGAAUUGAAUGAUGGGAAGCCAAGAAAGGUCAAGAAUGCUAGGCCUUACUCAUUCUCUCUUGAGGAGGACACUACAAAUUUUGGUGUCUAUGAGAAGGGUGGCAUAGUCACCCAGGUGAAACAACAUAAGGUGCUGCACUUUAAGCCAUUGAGAGAGGCACUGAGUGAUCCUGGUGAUUUCCUUCUGAGCGACUUUUCCAAGUUUGAUCGUCCACCGCUCUUACACUUGGCAUUCCAAGCACUAGAUAAAUUUAUAUGUGAGGUCGGACGGUUCCCCAUCGCUGGAUCRGAGGAGGAUGCUCAAAAAUUGAUAUCAGUGGCUUCUAAAAUCAGCGAGAGCUCAGGGGAUGGAAGAGUUGAAAAUAUUGAUCAGAAGCUUCUACGAUAUUUUGCUUUUGGCUCCAGGGCGGUUCUUAAUCCCAUGGCUGCCAUGUUUGGUGGUAUUGUUGGACAGGAGGUUGUGAAGGCUUGCUCUGGAAAAUUCCAUCCACUUUUUCAGUUCUUUCACUUUGAUUCCGUUGAAUCCCUCCCUACUGAGCCACUGGAUCCCAUUGACUUCAAACCAUUAAAUUGUCGUUAUGACGCACAAAUUUCAGUGUUUGGAGCCAAGCUUCAGAAGAAACUAGAGGAGGCCAAAGUGUUUAUUGUAGGAGCUGGUGCACUAGGAUGUGAAUUCUUGAAGAAUGUAGCUCUCAUGGGAGUUUGUUGCAGUAGCAAAGGGAAAUUAACCAUUACAGAUGAUGAUGUCAUUGAGAAGAGCAACCUGAGCAGGCAGUUCCUCUUUCGUGACUGGAACAUUGGACAAGCCAAAUCCACUGUUGCUGCUUCUGUUGCUGUUUCAAUAAAUCCUCGCCUUAAUGUUGAAGCAUUGCAGAACCGUGCAAGUCCUGAGACCGAAAAUGUUUUUGAUGACACAUUUUGGGAGAAUCUGGAUGUUGUCAUCAAUGCACUGGAUAAUGUUAAUGCCAGGUUGUACAUUGAUCAGAGGUGCUUGUAUUUCCAGAAGCCACUUUUGGAAUCAGGAACACUAGGUGCCAAGUGCAACACCCAGAUGGUCAUUCCUCACCUGACUGAAAAUUAUGGUGCUUCAAGGGACCCACCUGAGAAGCAAGCACCCAUGUGCACAGUUCACUCAUUCCCACACAACAUUGACCACUGCUUGACAUGGGCUCGUUCUGAGUUUGAGGGCUUGCUUGAAAAGACCCCAACUGGGGUAAAUGCCUACCUAUCUAAUCCCAGUGAAUACACAUCAGCAAUGAAGAAUGCAGGUGAUGCUCAGGCCAGGGACAAUCUCGAACGCAUUAUUGAAUGCCUUGACAGGGAAAGAUGUGAAACAUUUCAAGACUGCAUCACCUGGGCUCGAUUAAAGUUUGAAGACUACUUUGCUAAUCGUGUGAAGCAGUUGACUUUUACUUUCCCUGAAGAUGCUGCUACUAGUAAUGGAGCACCUUUCUGGUCAGCACCCAAGCGCUUCCCUCGCCCAUUACAGUUUUUGGCUGAUGAUUCUGGCCAUCUUCACUUUGUUAUGGCAGCAUCUAUAUUACGAGCUGAGACAUUUGGUAUCCCUGUUCCUGACUGGGCCAAGGAUCCCAGGAAAUUGGCUGAUGCUGUUAAUAAAGUGAUAGUCCCUGAUUUUAUGCCAAAGAAAGGCGUGAAGAUUGUUACAGAUGAGAAAGCCACAAGCCUCUCCACUGCAUCUGUAGAUGAUGCUGCAGUUAUUAAUGAUCUUAUUCUGAAGCUGGAAGAGUGCCGGAAGAAGCUGCCUCCAGGCUACAGGAUGAACCCAAUACAGUUUGAGAAGGAUGAUGAUACCAAUUAUCACAUGGACCUGAUAGCUGGGCUUGCUAACAUGAGGGCAAGGAACUACAGCAUCCCUGAAGUGGAUAAGCUUAAGGCCAAAUUCAUUGCUGGAAGGAUAAUACCUGCCAUUGCAACUUCCACAGCAAUGGCUACUGGCCUUGUAUGCCUGGAACUGUACAAGGUUUUGGAUGGAGGACACAAACUGGAGGACUAUCGCAACACCUUUGCCAAUCUGGCCCUCCCUCUCUUCUCAAUGGCAGAACCAGUCCCGCCCAAGGUGAUCAAGCACCGUGACAUGUCUUGGACCGUGUGGGACCGCUGGAUCUUAAAGGAUAAUCCUACUUUGAGGGAUUUGCUACAGUGGCUGAAGGACAAGGGGCUGAAUGCUUACAGUAUCUCCUGCGGCAGUAGUCUUCUUUAUAACAGUAUGUUCCCCAGGCACAGAGAUCGAAUGGACCGGAAGAUGGUGGAUUUGGCCAGAGAAGUCGCUAAGGUGGAGGUGCCUCCUUACAGACGCCAUUUGGAUGUUGUCGUGGCCUGUGAGGAUGACGAUGACAAUGAUAUUGAUAUUCCUCAAGUUUCCAUUUACUUCCGGUAGAUGUGUCCUAGCCAAUUCUGUCUGUUGCUUCAACUCUUCGGUUAUUUAUGAACAAGUUUUACAUAAUUUGAGAAACUCAUAUAACUAAUUGAAAGCAACAACGAUUGCGUUACCUAUAGCGCAUGUAUUCACAAUGCAUGUAAUUUUAUUUGUUAGUUUAUUACUGGUUUUGCUGAAA